Rubroshorea leprosula is the source of this 1364-nucleotide messenger RNA. NCBI's taxonomy places the organism in Eukaryota, Viridiplantae, Streptophyta, Magnoliopsida, Malvales, Dipterocarpaceae. The record is from the annotation of a GenBank genome assembly.
CUUCAUCAUUUCCCCAACCUAAUUCUGCAACUAAUUCUCUUUUUCUCUUUCGUUUCUUAGCAAAUUUGUGUACUUGCGAUUAGGGGGUUAGGCAGCGCUUGCAAACGUUUUCAGAAGAAUUAUUGAAGAGGAGAUUAAUGGCAGAAAUCCUCCAACCCGCUCACUCCAAUAGGUUUCUAGUCUUACUAUCUAGCGCACCCUGUUCUUUCGAAAACCAGAUUCCGAUUCCGAUUCCAAUUUGGCUUUCGUGACAUCCAAUUUCACGCUUCCAAUCAGUAAUAUGCAUCAAUUCACCACUUGGUUUCGCUUGAUUCUUCUGUUUUUUCACAUUGGCCAAAAAUGUUGAUCUUCAACCCUCUGGCUUCUGGCCAGGUACAUGAUUUACUAUUACUCGAUUUAUGUAAAAUUGCAGCUAUCGACAAUUCUCGGAUUCGUGCCUAUCGCCGCUGCUUGGAUUUAUGCAGAGUAUUUGGAGCACAAGAAGUUUGGCACUCCGACGUCAAUUUGGUUGAAACCGGGGUUGAGGCUGUCAAAGAAGAUGGUUUUGUUAGAGGGUGGAGCUCUCCGAUCAGCUUCUCCUAAGUCUUCUUGCCCGUUAGCAUUUUUUAGCGAAAUAGAAAGGAGAAUGAAGAACCGUUUGCAGAAUUGGGGAAAAGAUGAGGUUUUUUUGAAAAAAAAAAAAACUGUAGGUCUCAUGAAAAAGUUUGUCAAGUUGGACACACAAAAAGGGGAAGUGUGUAAGGCGGUUUACGUCAUUAAAUGUAUGUUUAGACUUUCGAGUUUUUGGUUUGUUUAAUUUACUGUCAUCUUGAUGCACCUGCAUUUCCUUUUCUGGGAAUGAACAUUGUCUACCGUGAAGCCGGGUGCCCAGCCUGAGGAGUCUUAACACGUGUAAUGUAUUGAUUUUUCUUUUGUUUGUUAAUCAGCGGAAAGUAAAUCUACCAAUGAUACCAGCAGGGACCAACCGGUUCUUCCAGUUGCGUCAUCUUCAAUCACUGGCACUGCUGAAGGCACCAUAUCCACUCCCACUGUAAGCGAGGAACUGAAAGUUGCUUCUCAGCUUUAGAAAUUCUCCUAUAAUGAGCUCAAGUCAGCAACAAGGAACUUUAGACCCAAGAGUCAUCUUGGGGAGGGGGGCUUGGUUGUGCCUUCAAAGGUUGGAGUGGAUCAUUGAAAAUGGAACUGCUCCAAUGAAACCUGGCACAGGAUUGUGUGUUGCUAUCAAAACCCUCGACCGGGAUGGACUUCAGGGUCAUAAAGAAUGGCUUGUAAGGAAUGACUUCAUCUGUCUAGAUUUUUAAAUUUUGUGUAUACAUUUGAUUGAUUGAAGGAUAUUUUGUAACGUCUGGAUGUGCCAAGUAGAG